GACACCAAAUUUAUAGUAAAGUACGUGGACGAUAUUUUUGCUAUAGUAAGACGAAACGACGUGGAUACGAUUUUAAAGACACUCAAUCAAUACCAUCCCAAACUGCAAUUCACAAUGGAACCAGAAACUCAUUCCCGCAUCCCGUUCCUAGAUGUCAUGAUCCACAGGAAAAAUGACUCCAUAUUAUUAGAUUGGUACUCAAAGCCCACAUCCUCCGGACGCCUAAUAAACUUCUUGUCUGCGCAACCCUUCAAGUAUAAAGUUAACACAGCGAAAAACCUAAUACAUAAAGUACUAACUAUAAGCCACAAACAAUUCAGAGACACAAAUAUAAAUAAGAUAAACAACAUUCUAAAAAGUAACAACUACCCGCACCACCUAAUACAGAGCCUACUUCAACAUAAAAUAAUAGAAAUAGACAACAAACACAGCCAAAUACCGACAUGUAAAACAAGAAAUGAUACAAAGCGACAUCACAGUGUCACAUAUGUACCAAAAUUCCACCAAAAAACUUGACCGCGAAAUAUACAACAAAAAUCAAAACACAGUACUAGCCUACAGAUCAAAUAGCACGCUGUCUUCGAUUUUCACAAGAACAAAAUCGCCAAUUGACUCCCACCAACAAAGUAAUGUAGUAUAGGAAAUAACAUGCAAAGGGAGAGAAAACGAAGACUGCAAUAAAGUAUACAUUGGCACAACAAAACGGGCACUGGGUGUACGCCUGGCAGAACACGAAGCUGAUAUUAAGAAAAACAAAAACACCACCACCGGUUAACACCACCGCUUUAGCCCAACAUGUGUUAGCCAGUGGUCAUACAGCUGACUUACCCAACGCGAGGAUAGUGGAUAGGGAAAAAAGAGAAAAAGCGAGGUAUACCUUGGAAAGCUUACGAAUUUUACAAAAGAGAGACAGAACUCUGACAGAACACUGACGACGUCGCGGCUGCAUAUUUAUUAUGUUUAUAGUUAGUAAUAAUUUGACAAUUGUACCACACAGAGUUGGUAUGAA
Messenger RNA from Rhagoletis pomonella (apple maggot), 1009 nucleotides. RefSeq lists its product as uncharacterized. The record is from RefSeq and is a predicted model, not a curated record. Lineage: Eukaryota; Metazoa; Arthropoda; Insecta; Diptera; Tephritidae.